CCCCCUCUCUCUCUGUAUCGGACUCGGAUCUUCCAUCUGGUAAGUCUCCUCACUCUUUAAUUUGGAAUUUUUAAUUCCCCAAAUCUGCAUUUCCUUUUGAUGUAGGUGAUCAAUUUUGGUAUUCUCUUGUGAAACUUUUUUCGGAAGUUUAGGGUUUGAUCUAGAGAAAAUUUUAGGGUUUUCUUUCUUUUAAUUGAAAAAUUAUGGAUGGUAAUAAAGAUGAAGCUUUAAGAUGUGUUCAAAUCGCUGAAAAAGCAAUUGCUUCUGGUAACAAAGAGCGUGCAUUGAAAUUCAUUAAAAUCGCACAACGCCUUAAUCAUAGUUUAUCCGUUGAUCAGCUUUUGGCUGCUUGUGAAAACCUCGAUUCUGGGUCGUCCCCAGUUUCUCCUGUUGAUGAAAAGUGUGUUACUAAUGAGAAUAAAGGUGGUUCGUCGAAGUUUAAUGAGGGUUUUGAUGGGGAGAGGAAAUAUACUGAGGAACAUGUUCAGUUGAUUAGGCAGAUUAAGAGAAACAAAGAUUAUUAUUCGAUUCUUGGUGUGGAAAAGACUUGUUCGGUUGAUGAGAUUAGGAGAGCAUACAAGAAGUUGUCAUUGAAAGUUCAUCCGGAUAAGAAUCCGGCUCCGGGUUCUGAAGAAGUGUUUAAGAAAGUGUGCAAAGCAUUUAAGUGUUUAAGUGAUGAUGAUUCGAGGAGGCAGUAUGAUCAAGUUGGUUUGGUUGAUGAAUUUGAGUACAAUCGGCAGCAUAAUGUGAGACAGAGGAGGAGGAGAAGAUAUGGGCAUGAUUUGUUUGAUGAUGAUGAUUUUGAUCCUGAUGAGAUAUUUAGGUCGUUUUUUGGUCAGGGGGAUAUGUUUAGGGCCUCUCAUGUUUACAGGACUAGAGGAAUGGGUGGUCAUCAGAGGGAGGAGCAUCAUGGAGGUGGACCUAAUUUGUUGAUUCUUCUUCAAAUAUUGCCAUUUUUGUUGAUUUUCUUGCUUGCUUAUCUGCCGAUGUCCGAGCCUGAGUACUCUUUAUUUAGGAAUUACUCCUAUCAGAUUCCUAAGACAACUGAGAAAUAUGGAGUGGAAUUUUAUGUCAAAUCAUCAGCCUUUGAAGUGAAUUUUCCCCAUGGAAGUCCUGCUCGAGCUAAUGUCGAGGACAAUGUGAUUAAGGAUUACAAGCAUAUGUUGUGGCGCUAUUGCCAGAUGGAACGACAGAAGCUUCAUUGGAAUAAGAAUUUGCCAACUCCACACUGUAUUAAACUGCAAAAUCUUGGACAUGCAUGAAGGGUAUAAGAUUAGAUUCUUUGAAAUCAUCAACAAGAUGUUAUAUUGAUGUGCAUGGAACCCACAACAAUUUUGUCAAGUCCAAGGGCAUUCUUUUGCUACCGUUGAUCAUCUGCUAAGAUGGUUCGGGACUGAUUUUCAAUGUAUGCCAAGGACACCUCCAGGCCAUAAUGUUUCUCUUUCGGUAAUGUGAUGAAAUACUACAGUCUGCAGUUUGUACGUGGUAUGAUUAUUGUGCCAUAGAAGGAGUUAGCACAAAUAAAAUAAGUAGAACAAAAAAUGGUCUUCAAGAUUGUUUC
Messenger RNA from Durio zibethinus, 1561 nucleotides. RefSeq names its product chaperone protein dnaJ 49-like. NCBI's taxonomy places the organism in Eukaryota, Viridiplantae, Streptophyta, Magnoliopsida, Malvales, Malvaceae. Gene Ontology annotation, cellular component: endoplasmic reticulum membrane. The record is from RefSeq and is a predicted model, not a curated record. Gene Ontology annotation, biological process: cellular response to misfolded protein. Gene Ontology annotation, molecular function: Hsp70 protein binding.